AGAUAUAUAUAAAAAGUGCUGAACAUGUGCUAUUUAUAAAGCCGCCUUAAUCUUAAUGGCUCUGCCCCUCUAUAUAUCUUUACAUAUAUAGUUCUUGUCCCAUAAAUAUAUUGGAGACCAACUAAAAAAACGAAACGAGAAACGUGAAAUUUUAUUAAUGUCUUCUUAUUUAUAAAAUUCAAAGAAGUCAACGGAAGUGAAAGUGAAAAGGUGUGAAGCAGUUCCAGAAAGGAUCGUGAAAAGGGCUGCAGAAUGUGGGCGGCGAAAUAUGUUUUAUGGACGCUGACCUGCGUUGCAUUUGCUUCAGCAUCCAUAAGCUCAGAGCGAAGGGAAAAGAUUAUGAAAAUUCCCGAAGAACCCAAUGUACCCAAAUCCCUCGCGGCUAUUCUGGACAUGAGUUGCGUGGAGGCCAAGGUUGUGCCGCCAGAGAUUAACCAUGGUCGGGUAUCCCUCUUCGAGCGUCGUCGUCGUGGCGAGAAGGUCUUCCUGGUGGCAUAUUUUUCCUGUAAUGAAAAUUACAAAUUCGAAGCCGCAGACGCCACUGCCAUGUAUUGCUCCAAUCGGAAGUGGGUCGGGGAAAUCCCCACAUGUAUUCCUCAGGCAGAAUAUACCGAUGGCGAGGGCGAGGGAGAUGGUGAUGGAGACACUGAGUUUGAUGAGUACGAUGAGUACGAAACGAUUCCCAAUGAUGAACUCAAUUCAGUUGAGAACAAUGAGGAUGACGAGCAGGACAUUGAGCAAGAACCACCUUUGCCACCAUUGCCACCGCCGGUUAAGGAAGUGACAGAAGAAUCCAAGCUGGAAGUUACCGGUGAUGUUAAGCCAGAGCCACAAAUAGUUAUUCAGAUUAAUGAAGACAAGAGUAGCCCCGUGGCACCAUCUAAUAUUGAAAUUCAAGAGGAAGAGGAUACAUCUUCAGAGCCUAAAGAACUAGAAGCCGACAAUGAAGUUCCCCAAGAAAUCGAAACUCUCCAGAAGCCAGAGAUUGCUAUUUCUCAGGAGCCAGGAAAUGAAAUAGUUCAGGAACCUGAAGUAAUUCCAACUCAGGAAGCAGAAAUUCAGCCCGCUGAAAUUGCACCCAAGAAGGAUCCUUAUGCUCCAACCCUUUUGGGUACCGAUUGCGGUGAAGACAAUCCCAAUUGUGAGCAAAUUUGCAAGCGAUUGCUUUAUCCAGAUGAGAAUGAACCCGUCUACAAGUGUGACUGCUGGCAGGGCUAUACCCUGAAUCUUACAGAUUAUACCGGAUGUAUUGAUAUCGACGAAUGCCAGGAGUCGAAUGGUGGUUGUUCGGAGAUUUGCAAUAAUCUGCCAGGAGGAUUCCAGUGUGGCUGUCAGAAGGGCUACCAAUUAGAUGUUUCAACUGGAAAGAGUUGUGUUGAUAUUGAUGAAUGUGCCAAUCCUGAACUGUCAGCGGACUGCCAAUCUGGUUGCGAGAACCUUCCAGGUUCCUAUCGCUGUGUGGUGCCUCUGGUGACCAAGGAGGAAGCCACCAAAGAGGAAACUCCUAACGAGGUCAUCGAAGAAGUGGUCAAGGAGACAUCCACCAAUGUUGCACCCUCUACACCGAUUUGUAAUGCCGGCUUUGAGCUCUCAGCCGAUGGCAGUCAAUGCCAGGACAUUGAUGAGUGUGAAGUGUUUGGUCCCGAAGACCCUCAUUAUUGUCAACACAAGUGUGAGAAUACAAUUGGUUCCUACCGUUGUCAUUGCACUGGCGGCUACCAUCUCCUCGAAGAUCUUCACAGUUGUGCCUUAGAUGGCUGCGCUGAUUUGGAUAAUCCGCAACUGAAUCGCACUCGUUGCGCUCAUGAGUGUGAGGAUCUGCCGGAGGGCAAUUACCGCUGCAAGUGCCCCGAGGGAUAUGAACUCUCCGAAGAUGGACAUUCCUGCUCAGUGCUGGAGACGCCCUGCUCCACACAGAAGGGUCACGAACGUUGCUCACCGGGAACCUGCCAGCCCACUGAAAAUAACACCAGUUUCAGCUGCAUUUGUCCCAAUGGAUACAGAAGUGAGGGUCUCAGCUGCCAGGAUAUCGAUGAGUGUGCGGAGGAGUCGCAUUUGUGCAGCCACCAGUGUCAGAAUACACCCGGAGGCUAUCAGUGCCUAUGUCCCGAGGGUCUCAACCUGGUGGAGGAGUUCACCUGCCUGGCCGAGGAUCGUUGCGAGGUCAACAACAAUGGCUGUGAGCAGAUUUGUCUUACUGCCCGCGGUGGUAUCUGCUCCUGUCGCGAGGGUUUCCGCCUGAGCGCCGAUGGCAAGAGCUGCGAGGAUGUGGACGAGUGUCUGGUGAAGAACGGUGGCUGCCAGCAGGUGUGCCGCAAUCUGCCAGGUUCGUAUGGUUGUGUCUGUGCCGCUGGCUACGAGCUGCUCAAGCUGGACGGGAUACGUGGCUAUUGCUUCGACAUUGACGAAUGCUCGAGGGGAACUCACAGUUGCAGUGAGCAAUUGCUUUGCGAGAAUCUCAAUGGUUCGUUCACCUGUCUUUGCCCACCGGGCUAUGCCCUGGGAUUGGAUAAUCACAUUGCCACAUCACUAAAUAACUCAUCAUCAUCUCAUGAAUCAAGUUCAUCUGUGGCUUCAUCAUCCCCAUUAUGCUUGGACAUUGAUGAGUGCUCUUUGGCUAAUGGCAAUUGCUCACACUUUUGUCAAAAUGAACCCGGUGGCUAUCAAUGCGCCUGCCCCAUGGGCUUUGCUCUCUCCGAGGACAUGCGCACGUGCCAGGACAUCGACGAAUGUGGCGAAAAUAAUGGUCAUUGCGCACAGCUCUGCUUGAAUCAACCCGGUGGCUUUGCUUGUGCCUGCGAAUCGGGCUUCGAUCUAACCAAAGAUGGCUUCGGCUGCUCGGACAUUGAUGAGUGCUCCCAGAGCUAUGGAAAUUGUAGCGACAUCUGCAUAAAUCUUUUAGGUACCUUUGCCUGUGCCUGCGAGAGGGGUUACGAGUUGGGGAAGGACGGUAAAACCUGCCAGGAUGUGGAUGAGUGCUCGGGAUUGCUCUCCGGCGGCUGCACCCAUGAGUGCAUCAACAAGGAGGGAACCUUCGAGUGUGGCUGUCUGGGUUAUAUGCUCAAUGAAGAUGGUCGUAGCUGUCGUCCCGCUUUGGUUGGUUGUCCACCGGGCACCCAGAGGACCUCCGACGGAUGUGCUCCCAUCGAUUGUGACCUUGGCUGGAUCCUGGGCUCGGAUGGCAAGUGUGUGGACAUUGACGAAUGCCAGGUGAACAAUGGUGGCUGCUCGCAUCGCUGUGAGAAUAGCGAGGGAUCCUUCAAGUGCAGCUGCCCGCCGGGCUCUAAAUUGGAUGCUAAGCAAAGGAAUUGCGAGGAUAUCGACGAGUGUGCCGAGAACAAGAAGAGCUGCAUGGCUGGCAGUUGUGUAAAUGAGGUUGGUGGGUUCCGUUGUGAAUUCCCCAAGUUUCCCGAUCUUCCCGAGGUUCCAGCCGUUUCUGCUCUGCCCGAGUUUCCCGAGUCAAAGUCCAAGAAACCCAAAUAUCCCGACUUUACUGAACUCAACGAAAUACCUGAGAGUCCAAAGUUCCCCUCCUUCCCGGAGAUAUCUAAGCCAAAGUCAUCGUUCCCUAGGAUGCCAAGCUUCCUGGAUUCAAUCACACCGGAGCAGCUUUGGUCAGCACAGCCCAGGGAUCUCUGUCCUCGUUUCCAGGCUCCGCCCAAUGGCAAGGCUCGCUGCAAUAGAUAUCGUCAGAAGAAGAAGCUGUUCUACAAUAGUCGUUGCCGAAUUACUUGCAAUCCUGGGUAUAUUAUUCAGGGUCCGGAGAUCAGGAGCUGUGGACCCACAGGAGUUUGGGAGGGUCCCGAGACCAAGUGCGUUGCUUUCCACCAGCCUAGUGUUCAGACUCCAGGAAUCUGUCCCGCUCUCAGACCUGCUCGAAAUGGUGUAAUCUCUCCGGCCAGCUGUACCCAAGGUCCAUCUCGGUAUGGAGACAUCUGCCAGCUGCAGUGUAACCCUGGUUUUGUGGCCACCGGACCCAUGUUGACCUCCUGCAUGGUCCUCCAAGGUUGGGCCUUUGGUUCCGAUCUCGAUUGCAAGCCCUUCGACAGCAGCAGCAUAUUUGGCAGUCAGAUUCCCUGGGCUCCAACGCAAUCCUUGCAGAAUCUCUCGCCUGUGCGAGUUCACCAAGUCAGCCAGAGAAUUAGGCCUCAGAUCAAGUGUCCAGAGAAUGUGGUGAUCCUGCUGCAUCCUGGAGAACAGAAAACACAUGUGACUUUGCAGAGACCAGAAACGAAUCUGAAACGAAGUCAAUUGCUAGCUUCCCCCGCAUGGGCAGGAAAGCUUGAGGGACAUUUGUCAGCCGGUGUGCAUAAGGUCCACUUUAGAGUGACGGAUCCGGAGACCAGGUUACAUGCAUCCUGUGAGACAGUGAUCACUGUCAAGGCAGCAACUCCUAGCUAUUCGUCAGCUCAAUUUUCCUCACUGCCUAGGCCAGCUCCAUUUCCCAUUUCCUCCAGCAGCUCUGCUAGAUUUCCCUCAAUUAGCUCCUUUAAUUCGGAGCCUCAACCAGUUUCCUUUCGCUCAUUCUCCAGUCACAGUUCACUGGGAAAUUCCGAAUUUCCGAGUCUCAGUUCGUCAGUUCCAAAGGUUUCACCCUUUUCCGGCCUGGAACCAUUUUCUCAGAAAUCCGCUAAACUAAUUGGUCCUGCUCCGGCGGCUACUGAAAGUUCACGUAUAGAUUUGGGUUCGGAUACGACCAACUACUGUCCGCCUUCCAUUGAGGUUCACUUGAGGGAGCAUCAGAAUCUGCGAUCUGUGGUCUGGGAGGAGCCGCGUUUUGAUGGGAAAUUAUUAAAGAUAUAUAAGUCGCAUUUCCCUGGAGCUUUGUUCAAGGCCGGAGAUCAUACCAUUAAAUACGAGGCCACCACCACAGAUGGUGUCACCCUUAGAUGCAUUUUCUUUAUUCAUGUCAGAGCUGCAAAACCCACACCUCCACCGCCCCAGGCAGAGCUCAUCUUUGAGCCCGAGGUCGAGUCCAACUCUGCGCCUGCGCAACUCCGCUCUUUCGAAGGCCUGGAGUCAGGAGUCUAUGUCGUUUGUCCCGAUAAAGAGCCCGUUCGGGUGACUGACCAAUCCGUCAAUCUGCCCGUGGGCUGCACUCUGAAGAACGUGCGCCCGCAAUCGAGUCCCCAGAAACACCUGAAACGCGGCAAGCUCACCUCGCUGUGGCAUCACUAUAUGAAUUUCUAAAGUCUGUAACUAUAUACAUAUAUAAACUAUAAACGACUACUCAUCAUCAUCACAUGGAAUAGAAUGGAUUUGA
Drosophila serrata is the source of this 5263-nucleotide messenger RNA. RefSeq lists its product as uncharacterized. The record is from RefSeq and is a predicted model, not a curated record. Lineage: Eukaryota; Metazoa; Arthropoda; Insecta; Diptera; Drosophilidae. Gene Ontology annotation, molecular function: calcium ion binding.